AUGCAAUUAGGUAUUUACAGCUAUCCUGAUUUAACUACAUUAUUUUCAAUAGCAGGCUUUUAUACGGGAUGUUUUGUAAUGGAAUCAUUGUUACAAUCAACUCUCGAAUGCUUUUAUAAUCAAACAUGUAUCGAUGAGUUACGCUCAUAUUUGGUAUCUAAUACAUCUCUGACUGUAAAUGCACUUGACUCAUCUUUACCAAGUCGCUUUUUUGAAAAUUCAACUAUACAAAAACUUGUCGAUGAAUUAAUGGUUGAACAAUGGAAUUUAUCCAUAAAGUUUGAGAGUUAUUAUUCUGCUUGUCAACCAAUAAAAUGUACUUACAGUUAUACAGCAAAACAUAAUAUAAUUUAUAUUCUGACUACAGUCUUUGGUUUAAUUGGUGGUAUGGUGACAAUUUUAAAACUUGUUAUACGAUUACUAAUUAAAAUUGUAUCUAGAAAUAAAAGAUUAUGUAUUGCAACUACGGUAUGCAGUAGCAUUUUUGUCACCAAUGCUUGGAUAAAUUAUAUUGAUGGUCGUUCUUCAAACGAUAUUCUUACUGUGGAUGAUUUUCGAUGGACUGGUCCAAACACAUUUCGAGCACUGAGCGGAUUUUGUGAAUUAAUAAAUAAAACUAUUUCUGAAAAUUUGAUUCGAUUUUAUUCAACACAGUAUGUUAGUGCCACGAUUACAUCAACACAACUAUUUCAAUCAAAAACCCAAUACUUUUUUAAACAAUUUAUUUCUUCAACAACACAAGAUCUAUUAUUAUCAUUACAAGUUAUACGAGAUACAACUCAAGCUAACAGUUUAUGGAGUGUAGCAGGCAAUAAUACUAAUCAACUCACUAUUGGAUUAUGGCAAAAGGCAACAAAUUCUUAUCAAAACUUCAAUUUAUUUCCAUCCAUACCACCUUCAACUAAUCCUUUUGAUCUUCGCGUUCAACGAAUAUCAACAAGAUCAUUUAUUUUAUGCUUACUUCUUUCAACAAUUACUAUUGUCAUAUAUAUUUCUUCAGUUAAGGUCACACAUACUAUCAAUAUUAAUGUACCAACUAUCAAAAAAUACUCGGAAUUAUAUUCCACUUAUUCCGAAACGUUAACAUGUCCAUGUACAACAAUAUCUAUCGAUUAUAAAGCGUUUCUUCAUGUGAAGCAUACAUUUCAUCAAAUAUGCAUUAGUAUUUACGUCAGCGACAAUUGGAGACAAAUUCUUUCAUUGUCUUCUCUAAAUAAUGCAUUUUAUUUUCGUGAUUUUCGGGCAUCAUGCAAAUUCUUUUUCCAAGCUUUGAGUACAUUUUGUGAAUUAACAAAUAAGACUAUUUCUGACAGCUUAACUCGAUUCUAUUCAACUCAAUAUAUAAGUGCUGCAGUUGUCUCGUCAGACUUAUUGUAUUUACAAAUGCAAUCAAUAUUUGAACAAUUUAUCUCUUUGAUAACAAAUGAGUUACUAUUAUCAUUACAAAUGAUACAAAACACAACUCAAGCCAAUGCUUUAUUCUCUGCACGUUGGACAAAUUAUGAUUUACGCAUGUCAUUUUCUCCAAGACUACCUGGAAUGCAACUUGUGGCACCAGUUCCACAAGUAUACUCAAACUGUCGAUGUGAUGUUUCAUUAUCAUGUAUUGAGCAGUCAGCUAUCUAUGACACAGUUGAUACCACAACUAAAUUAUUUUCAAUACCGGGCAUUUAUUCGGGGUGUUUUGUAAUGGAAUCAUUGUUACAAUCAACUCUCGAAUGCUUUUAUAAUCAAACAUGUAUCGAACAGUUAAGCUCAUAUUUUUUAUCUAAUACAUCCCUGGCUGUAAAGACACUUGACUCAUCUUUACCAAGUCGUUUUUUUGAAAACUCAACUAUACAAGAACUUGUUGAUAAAUUAAUGGUUGAACAAUGGAAUUUAUCUACGACCUUUGAGAGUUAUUAUUCUGCUUGUCAACCAAUAAAAUGCACCUAUAGUUAUAUAAAAAAACAUGAUGUAAUUUAUAUGAUCACUACAAUGUUCGGUUUAGUCGGUGGUCUAAUGACAAUUUUAAAACUCGUUGUACCACGAUUCGUCAAAAUAUUUGCAUAUCUAUUUCUAAAACGAUAA
Molecule: messenger RNA, 2070 nt
Organism: Rotaria sordida
Lineage: Eukaryota; Metazoa; Rotifera; Eurotatoria; Philodinida; Philodinidae
Source: the annotation of a GenBank genome assembly